AUGUGUGAUAAAAUACAAGAAGGGAAUGAAAAGUAUAACGAUUCAAGGGCAAUUGUGGAGAAGUCUGGUUGUGCUGGUCCUCAUGAUACUCUUGAAUUGUGCUUGAAUAAGCAUAAAGACUGGAGAAAAUGCCAAGUUGAAGUCGUAGAGCUUGCAAAAUGCAUGAGAGUUACAGGUAUAGCUCAGCAAGAGUCAAGAAGAUAA
Blepharisma stoltei is the source of this 204-nucleotide messenger RNA. The record is from the annotation of a GenBank genome assembly. Lineage: Eukaryota; Ciliophora; Heterotrichea; Heterotrichida; Blepharismidae.